Phaeodactylum tricornutum CCAP 1055/1 is the source of this 621-nucleotide messenger RNA. RefSeq lists its product with no specific name. The annotation marks the transcript as partial. The record is from RefSeq and is a predicted model, not a curated record. NCBI's taxonomy places the organism in Eukaryota, Bacillariophyta, Bacillariophyceae, Surirellales, Neidiaceae. The transcript has a single exon.
AGUCUCGCCUCGAGUACCUCGGCUGCUGCAGUCGGUGCGGACGUUUCGUCACGCCCCGUCCUCCGCGGUGUCGUCUUUGACAUGGACGGCACACUGACCGUUCCCAAUUUGGACUUUGCCGCCAUGUACCGUCGUUGCGGCGUGGACCCGCAGCUCGAUAUCCUCGCCGAACUCGCUACGCGGCCCCCCGCACAAGCCCAAGCCGCCUACGCCGUCAUUGAAGAAAUGGAACAACAAGGCCGGGAUACCCUGCAGCUCAUGCCCGGUGCUCGUGAACUCGCGGUCUGGUUAGCCGCACACCAGAUUCCCACCGCACUCGUCACCCGGAACACCCGGCGAACGGUGGACGUCCUGGAUCGGUUGCUCCAAACGGCAGCACCAACUCUGACCUUGGACGUGGUGAUUUCCCGUGACGAUGAACGGUAUCCGCCAAAACCGGAUCCGGCCGCUCUGUACGCUAUUGCCGAACGGUGGCAAACGUCACCGACCAAUCUCGUCAUGGUGGGUGAUUCCCCGGCCAACGAUAUCGGCUUUGGCCGCGCCGCUAACGCCGUUACUGCUCUUUUGGAUACCGGACGGCGGUAUCACGAACAACAAUCGAGCGAAUCGCACGCCACGCCG